ACACAGGGAGUGAGAGAGAGAAAUGGAGAGAGAGGCAGGCAAAGAGAGAGGAGAGAGAGAUCGAUCAUGAUUGGGUGAUGUUUAAGGGGUUGGCAUACCUCUCUGCUCCCUACUGGGGGAUGGGGAUGGGGAUGGGGAUUCUAGGAGGGGCUUCACAGUGACCUCAUACUUCAUAUAUUGUAAAUCUGAACCGGCAUUUACUAAAUAUUCUGCCUUUAAUCUAACCGCAGUGCAACGAAAGCUUACAUCUAUUCAGCAUCUGUCAAUCUGACCUCUGUAUCCUUCACAAAUCCAACGCACGACGCAGAGCUCUAAGGAUGAAGAUUGAAAACAGCCUGCCCUGCUCUCAACUACCUGAGGCCCCUCCUCAGACCGGGCUGCAUUUUACAGUGGCGACGGAGGAGGACUUUGAUGACAUCAUGGCCAUGAGCAAGGAUAUCUAUGGCGGCCUGGACUAUCUGCCCUCCCGCUAUCAAGCUUGGCUGCAAGAGAGCAACCGCACUGUCAUUUUGGCUCGCAAGCAAGGCAAAGUGAUUGCACUGGAGUCGGUGUGUGUUAUCGAUGAUGGCGAGACCAUGCUGGUGGAAGGGCUUCGUGUUGCCCCACAGGAGAGGGGGAAAGGUGUGGCAGGGGUACUUCUUCGCUUUUGCUCUCAAUUGGUUAAGUCCAAGUACCCCGACGUUAAAGUCAGCAGACUGACAAGAGAUGACCAACUGGGGCCAAAAGACUUCCAGAAGUACCGGCUCAUCACCAAACAGGGAAUCCUUCUGGUGCGCUUCCGUGCCGAAGACCUUAAAUUACGCCUUGCUGAUCUUGGGCCUAAUAUCACUGUAGCUGGGGAGGGUCUGUCCACCACAAACAUCCUGGUACGUUUGGAGCCAGCAGAGGUGCAUCAGCUCUUCCUAAGCGAUGUUCUAAUGCAGGGUGUCCUUCCCAAUGCCACCAUCGUUCAAGAUUGGCAGCCCUUCAAGCCUCUGCCUAGCAACAUGGCCAUCUUGCUGAAGAAGGACAUUGAUUGGAUGGUUGACGAUGCCAGGCACCCAACCAUGGCCAGCUUGUGCACCUUCCCGUUCCGUGUGCCAAUCGGUGAUGACUGGUACUACCUCAACAUCGACAUGUUUGGUAAAGACCUGACGCUGGCCAUACAACAGCUGCUGUGCCACCUGAGGUGCCACACUGGCACUCUGAAGGGUUACGUCAUGUGUCAGGUGUUCCUGGAGCCUGCGCUGUGGAAGCCCAUGGCUGAUUUCUUUAGGGAGGCCCUUAAAGUGGAGCUGGUGAAGGAGUACACAGAGCAGUGCGUCGUGGAGUCUGAUGUCGUUUAGUCGAGGAGCCUCAGAAGCACCUUCCCUUAAAAUUAGACACCAAACCUACAUUAAAGAGAGGAAAUUUAACAUCUCCCUCAAAUAUGGCACCUAAAAGAAAAAACACCUUAUAUAUCUACUCUAAAGGGACGAAAAAACUUCAUCUCUAUUCCGCUUAAUGAAAACGCUCUCAUAGGAUUGAAUUUAUUUUAACAACAACUAAUUCAAAUAAAAUGCAUGUAAGUGAACAAACUAGAAUAAAUGUAGUAGUCGCUUGUUUAGGUUAUUUAAUUUAUUUCCAUAUGCAGUGCUGUAAACAGUGGCGCUGACAGGACAGGGACUGGAAAAGAGGGGAGCAGUUUUAGAUUAUAUAAAAUAGGGACCCAAAUUGUUCCAGGCCCUUUCAUUUGUUGGCAUCGCUGACAGUGAAAGCAUAUUUACUCAUGCUGAGUUGAAAAGAAAACUGCACAAUCUUUAGGGCACUUUAUGAUAAAAAAAAAAAAAAAGGGAUCUCACUUUAGUGUCUGUUGCACUGUAGCUGCUAGAGUGUUUAGAGGAAAAAUAAACAACAUUUCUGGGACUUUAUGACAGGCUGCCCAUAUGGAGAUCGAAAUGGUCUUCAAAGGGAAUUUUAAUUAACUUGAAAAUACUAAAAAUUUCCACAUGGGGUAAAUGUAAUUUCAGACUGAACACCUUUCUAAUACGCUCCUCGAAAAAUGAGUAACUCUUCCUCUAAAGGUACUUUGCAGUGCUUUAAACUCGGGAUCAAAUUAUAAAUGUCUGGCUAAGAACUUGCUUAUACAUUUAGAUUACAGUCUCAAGUUUUUGCUUUAAGUACUUGAACCUGUUUGCUAAAAUGACGUUCUAUCAGUAUUUGUACCUAACUGUAGAAGUGCAAUUUCAAUAAUACACUGGAAUAUUGCUAGAAGUACAUUGAGUUAGAUAUGAUUAAUAACCAAUAAUGAAACAGACAUGUACAAUUGUUUUGGAUUUAUCAUUUGAUUUAUAUUUUAGUUCUAAAAUAAUUAUAAAUGGACUAUUCGGCAGGAUCACAUCUAAAUACAAAAGACAGGAAAUAUAAGUGUAUGUACAUAUAUAAAAAUAAA
This is a messenger RNA of Sinocyclocheilus rhinocerous, 2410 nucleotides long. Its product is annotated as histidine N-acetyltransferase-like. Gene Ontology annotation, molecular function: acyltransferase activity, transferring groups other than amino-acyl groups. The transcript has 4 exons. The record is from RefSeq and is a predicted model, not a curated record. The coding region runs from base 318 to 1325 and encodes 335 amino acids. Lineage: Eukaryota; Metazoa; Chordata; Actinopteri; Cypriniformes; Cyprinidae.